AUGACCUGGACAGCAUAUAACUUAGCCAAGACCGCGACUCAGCUUGGUGGUGGAAUGGCUUUCUUAGCACUAUUCGGUCUUUACUACUAUCAAAGCUCGCUAAUUUACCCCGCCUCGUUGAAUGACGGACAUGGUUAUUGUGCUACACCGGAUGAAUAUGGGAUGCCUUAUGAAGCAGUCAAACUCACCACAAGUGACGGAGAGACUCUUCAAUGCUACUCUAUGAAACAGGAUCGCAAGAGCCCCAACUACACAAACAAAACAGUACUCAUACUUUCGCCCAACGCGGGAAACAUUGGUCACAGUUUACCCAUUGCUUCCAUAUUUUACAAGAAAUUCGGCUACAAUGUCUUUAUAUACAGCUAUAGGGGAUACGGGCACUCAACAGGGGCACCAAGUGAAGUGGGGUUGAAGAUAGAUGCAGACACUGUACUUGAGUAUUUGUCUGAAAAUGACGAUCAGUACCACCAAUCUUCAAUAGUGUUGUAUGGACGAUCCUUGGGCGGGGCAGUUGCUAUUUACAUCGCUGCAACGAAGUCAGCGAACAUCGAUGGAAUGAUUUUGGAAAACACAUUUUUAUCAAUCCCAAAGACGGUGCCACACAUUUUCCCGAUUUUGAAGUACAUAACCAGUUUUGUGCAUCAGAAAUGGGACCUGGAGCUGCUACUUUCAAGCAUCUCACCAAAGCUCCCCAUAUUGUUGCUCAGUGCCCGAAAAGAUGAAAUUGUUCCACCACAACAUAUGGAUGAAAUCUACAGCCAGUUGCCAAGUGACUGUAAGGAGAUUGUCGAGUUUGAAAACAGUUCCCACAAUGACACUGUUUUGCAAGAGAGUUAUUGGGACACAAUUCAUACAUUUAUCAGAGACAAGGUAAACCCUAUCGGCUUUUAA
Lodderomyces theae is the source of this 891-nucleotide messenger RNA. RefSeq lists its product as uncharacterized. The coding region runs from base 1 to 891 and encodes 296 amino acids. The transcript has a single exon. Gene Ontology annotation, molecular function: palmitoyl-(protein) hydrolase activity. The record is from RefSeq and is a predicted model, not a curated record. Gene Ontology annotation, cellular component: membrane. NCBI's taxonomy places the organism in Eukaryota, Fungi, Ascomycota, Pichiomycetes, Serinales, Debaryomycetaceae.